AAUGUGGUCUAUUCUGAUCAAUUGUUUUUUACUUUUUAUUGCUUUAGAGCGAGUACAUAGCAGUAAACCAAGUCUGAAAUUUGUUUUUGUUACAACUAGAGGUGGUGAACAUCAGCCUUGUAUUUAUCCGGGUGGACCAAAUUUCGAUGAUAUAAAAAUCGACGAAAAACAAAGUCACCUAACUGAGGAAGGAAAAGAAACCGCAUAUGAAUUGGGUCAAAAUCUUUCAAAAACAUAUAAAAGUCAAUUAGGAAUAACAGAAUGGAGCGACAAAAACUGUUGGUCUUUUGCGGGAAAAGCAACGAGAAAUCAAGAAGCUGCUUUAAUACUUAAAUAUAGUUUCCAAAAUAAAGAAGAAAAAACAAAACAAUGGACCCAAGAGGAACUAUCAAAAGCCCAAUUUCCAUCAAUAGACUACUUUUUCAAAUUCUUAAAUAAAAACGAAUGUCCAGCAUUUUGGAACGAGUUUAUGACACAAAUGACAUCAGAUAUAAAAACACUACAGGAAGAAUAUAAAUCUUCAUUAACAGAGGUGAAGCAAAACUAUAAAAAAAUUGACACAAAUAACCCAGCCCAUAUUUGGAUAACAUACGAAACAGUACAAAGAUUAAAACAUAAUGGAAGAACACCCAACUGGUGGACCACUACCAUUGAAUCAGAUCUCAAAGCAUAUUCGGAAAAAUUCUUACACGCCGCAUUGACUAAAACAGAAAAAUUAACAAAACUAUCAGGCGGGCCAAUGUUAACUGAUAUCUUGAAAGAUAUGGAUGAGAUAAAGAAGGGCAAAAAGCAACCAGUUUCAAACAUAGAGAAAGGUGUUUCAAUUUUCACAGCAUCCCAAAGCGUAUUGGCUGCUCAACUAGCAGCCUUCAGUCCCAAGGGAACAAAAUUGGGCGAUAAAGAAAUCAGUGAUGAGAUUUUUUAUCCUGGAAUAGGUGCAACCCAUGUUCUUGAAUUGUAUAAGGACGGAAAUCAAUGGAAUGUCAAAAUGAAAUAUCAUAACGGCGAUAAAAACUACAAAACUAUGAAACUUCCUGGCUGUCAAGAGAUGUGCCCGUUCGAAAAGUUUACAAAAACAUUGGAAAAGGUUAAAUUAACCCAGAACGAUCAGAAAAACCAAUGCCAAUCCAAGUAAUAUUUAUUAUUGUUAUUAUAAUAUAUAAUAUAAAGUAAUAUUCUGCCUACACAAGCACGUUGUUGAUAAACCAAAUGAAUUUUGUU
This is a messenger RNA of Ctenocephalides felis (cat flea), 1221 nucleotides long. Its product is annotated as testicular acid phosphatase homolog. NCBI's taxonomy places the organism in Eukaryota, Metazoa, Arthropoda, Insecta, Siphonaptera, Pulicidae. The record is from RefSeq and is a predicted model, not a curated record. The transcript is spliced from 8 exons. Gene Ontology annotation, molecular function: phosphatase activity. The coding region runs from base 2 to 1135 and encodes 377 amino acids. Gene Ontology annotation, biological process: dephosphorylation.